This is a messenger RNA of Corythoichthys intestinalis (scribbled pipefish), 9522 nucleotides long. Its product is annotated as NACHT, LRR and PYD domains-containing protein 12-like. Lineage: Eukaryota; Metazoa; Chordata; Actinopteri; Syngnathiformes; Syngnathidae. Gene Ontology annotation, molecular function: protein binding. The transcript is spliced from 12 exons. The record is from RefSeq and is a predicted model, not a curated record. Gene Ontology annotation, biological process: intracellular signal transduction. Bases 968 to 4099 code for a protein of 1043 amino acids.
UUCAUACCUCCAGUGCUCUUUGCUUUGUGCUCAUGUUUGGUUUAAAAAUACUGCGCACACUCGGUUUAGGGUUAAGGUUACAUAGAGUUUUGGGAUUGAAGGCAUCAGGAGGGAGGUUUCUAUGCACCGCACACAACAGACACGCAUGCACCCCUCGAAACUUUCACUGCCAUCACCGCACCAACGUAACUGGUCUUCCUGGAGCAGCGUUACAUGGCGUAUCUAGCACGGCAGGCGAGCGUGGUGACCACUAAGCAAAAAGCCUAAGCGAGCAGCUUUAGCUGCCCACCACAUUCUUGAAGGCAUCGGGAGGGAGGUUUCGCGCGGAGACGAGUCCUGACCUGGAUGAGGAAGACAGAUGUGUCAGCUCCUUGCAGACCAGUUACACCAUUACACUUCAUGUCAUCCUCAUGAGAAAAUUGUUUGUCAACGAAAUAUUUUUGUUAUUUUCAUUGUUGUUGAAAACAAUGGUUUUAAGUUUUUCUCCCGCCCCCAAUCUUUAAAAGGAAACCAACUGGGCACAAAGCCACUCAAUCUGAAAAAAAAAAUGGUGGCAAUAAUGCACAUAUAUGGUGUUGUGGGUGUCACUGAAGUUUACACCCAGCGUGCCCUGUCUAGGAGGAUCAGAAAGACAAGUUGUCACUUGUCACACGGACCGGAGGAGAAGUGGUAACAACAAGGCCGCAUACCCGAUCGACGGUCAUCUCACUCAUGCGUUUAAAAGGUGGAAGGAUGCCUCUGGACACCGAGCAUAAGGAGCUGCUGUUGAAAACGCUGAUGGAGCUGGGGGAGGAUGACUGUCAGUCCUUCAACAGAUUUAAGUUAUGUGUGGAAGGAUGCCCCUGGACACCGAGCGUAAGGAGCUGCUAUUGGAAACGCUGUUGCUGCUUCUAGUGCUCAGUUAAGUUUUUGUCUGCAGAUACCUCAAUCCACGGUCACCUCCCUCACGCGUAUGUAAGUCAGAAGGAUGGCUCUGGACAGCGGAAGGAAGGAGCUGCUGUGGAACACGCUGAGGGAGCUGGGGGAGGACGACUUUGAGUCCUUCAGGUUCCACACGGACCUGCCUCAAAGCGUACGCGAAAACCCUCGCCGGGUGUACAUUGCUGACGAACUGAUGAAGAAGCACGGCGAGAACACUCUGGACCAGACCAUCAUGCUUCUGGAGAAGAUCGGUAACAACAAUUUGGCCGAGAAGCUGCGCAGCGACAUGGUGAAAAUAAAAGGCGCCGACUUCUCCGUCCACGAUGACGGUCAGAUUUCCAGAUUGAAGAGGGAGCUCCAAGACAACCUGCGGCGUUUAUACAGGUUUGCUUCCGAGGGCAACACCGAGCGCUGGCAGCAGCAGCCCCUGGAGGACGUCUACACGCAGCUAGACGUCACCUACGGGGCAGACGUCAGCCCGGACGGGCGGCAUGAGGUCCUCCAGAUGGAGACGUGUGCCGCGGCGGCCAAGCAGUCUAUCCUGCCGUGCGACAUCUUCAAAAGCCCUGACGGGAACCGGCGACCUAUACGCACGAUGCUCACCGUCGGCUUCGCAGGAAUAGGAAAAACCUUCCUGAUUCAAAAGUUUGUGUCGGACUGGGCCAGCGGUAGUACUAACCAGGACGUGGACUUCAUAUUUCCUUUCACCUUCCGCGAGUUAAACAUAGAGAAAGGGGAGAGCUUUACGUUGGCCAAACUGAUCCAAACCUUUGUCUGCGGAAACAGGCACAUGAGCGAGAGACUGAACAAUAUAUUUGACAACCUGCAAACUUCUGGGAAGCGGGACUUUGAAAGCAGCCGAAUCAAGAUCUUGUUUAUCCUCGACGGACUGGACGAGUGCAACUUCAAAAUCGACUUGAAGAAAGUAAGGAAAGUGGACAUGGACGUGAAGGAGACCUACCCGCUGGACGUACUGCUGGCGUAUCUCAUCAAUGGGAACCUGCUUCCGUGUGCCAGGGUUUGGAUCGCCACGCGGCCCGCGGCAGCCCGCGAUAUCCCCUCCGACCUCAUCGACAGCAGAACAGAGGUGCGAGGAUUCAGCGAUUCCCGGAGGCUGGAGUACUUUCGGAAAAGGUUCCCAAACGAGGAGCGCGUCAUUGAGCACAUUCGGAAAUCUCACACCAUUUUCAUCAUGUGCCACAUUCCCAUCUUCUGCUGGCUCACCGCCAUAGUUCUUCAGGAUACUUUGGACAAAGGGAAGAAGGGAGAGCUUCCCACAACGCUGACUGACAUGUACUCAGCGUUAAUAGGUCACCUACUGGAAAAUUCCAAGGAGAGAAAUACAAAUAAGUACAUCCUUGACGUGAAAACACUCGCCAAGCUGGCAUUUGACCACACCAUGAAUAAGUGUCAGAUCUUCUAUGAGAACCACCUGGCGGACAGCGGUUUUGAUUACGGCCAAGCUGCAAAACACUCCGGAAUAUUCACUGAGGUCUUUAAGGAGGUCCCUCCGCUCAGGAGAAACAAACAGAAGAUGUUUCAGUUCAUUCAUCUGACCAUCCAGGAGUAUCUGGCCGCACUGUACGUAAUGAUGAGCCUCUUCCACGACAACAAGAACGUACUGGAUGGUUCAGGACUGAAAACAAUGUUCAUGCCUGUUAAGCAGAAGACAAUCACUGAGGUCCACAAGUCAGCUCUCCAGAAAGCCUCGGAAAGUGAAGGAAACCUGGAUAUGUUCCUCCGCUUCCUCGUUGGCCUUUCCUUGCCAUGCAACCAGGAACUAGUGGGGGAACUGCUGAAGGCUCCUCAGGGCUGCGGGCAAAGCAAGUCAAAGACAGUCAAGUUGAUCAAGGAAAGGGUCAAACAGAACACUCCGGAAAAGAAUGUCAACUUGUUCUACUGCCUAAACGAGCUGAAGGACGACUCUUUGCUGAAGCAGAUCCAGCAGGAAUUAGCUUCAAGACGUCUGUCCUGGCAUCUAAUGCCAAAUGACAUGUUGUCGGCCCUGGCCUUUUUCUUACUGACAGACGAUGAAACCAUGAAGUCAUUUGAUCUUGGCCACUACAUCCCCAUGCCUUUGGGGCUCGAGAAGCUGCUGUUGGUGGUCAAGGCUUCUCAAAAAUCAGUUCUAAGGGAUUGUAACCUGUACAAAGACAGCUGUCACCUGCUGGCUUCCGUUCUCAGUUCUCCAUCCAACCUGAGGCAUCUGAAUCUGGGCUUGAACCAUCUGUCGGACGAGGGGGUGGAGAUCCUCUCGAAAGGACUGGCCAGCCCACACUGCAACUUAGAAGUCCUCAAGCUGGACUGCUGCUGGAUCACCAGUAAAGGAUGUGUUUCAUUGGCUGAGGCUCUCAAGGUAACACCCUCCCAUCUUCAAGAGCUAGACCUGACCAGGAACAAUGUGUCAGAUGAAGGGGUCGAGAUCCUCUCGAAAGGACUGGCCAGCCCACACUGCAUCUUACAAAUCCUCAACCUGACAAUGUGCAAGAUCACAAAGCAAGGAUGUGUUUCAUUGGCUGAGGCACUGAAGGUAACCUCCUCCCAUCUUCAAGAGCUGGACCUGAGCUGGAACGAUCUGUUGGAUGAAGGGGUCAAGAUCCUCUCAAAAGGACUGGCCAGCCCACAUUGCAUCUUAAAAGUCCUCAAGCUGGUCCACUGCGGGAUCACCAGUAAAGGAUGUGUUUCAUUGGCUGAGGCACGGAAGGUAACCCCCUCCCAUCUUCAAGAGCUGGACCUGAGCUUCAACGGCCUAUCGGACGAGGGGGUCGAGAUCCUCUCGAAAGGACUGGCCAGCCCACGCUGCAUCUUAAAAAUCCUCAACCUGACAAAGUGCAGCAUCACUCAGCGAGGUUGCAUUUCGUUGGCUGAGGCACUGAAGGUAACCUCCUCCCAUCUUCAAGAGCUGGACCUGAGCUGGAACAAUCCGUCAGACGAGGGGAUUGAGAUCCUCUCGAAAGGACUGGCCAGCCCACACUGCAUCUUAAAAAUCCUUAACCUGUCACUGUGCGAGAUCGCAGAUAAAGGAGGCAUUUCAUUGGCCAAGGCUCUCAAGUUAAACCCCUCCCAUCUUCAAGAGUUGAAUCUCGGGGCAAAUCGAAUAGAGAAAGAAGGAAAGAGGGUCUUAUUGGAGAUCAAGGAGGAUCCCAGCUAUAGCCUGAAGACUGUCAGGUUUAAAUGAGAUUAAGAACGUUUGGUCCUUGGCGUCAAGAAGGGCGAGUCAUUCCAAAUGUUCAUUUUAAGAAGACGUCGAGUCCAUUAGGUCUCCUUCAGAUUUAGUUCGGUCUCAUGUACUCUCCGACGAUCGCAAGAGGACCGGGUGUCGGCGCUACGGGCAAAGCGGCCUCGCUCACAGAAUUCGGGGAGGUCGUCGUCGGGUUCUUUGCAGCCACAUGGAGGUGGAGUUCAAGGGGAAGGUCUACGACGUUCCCACCAAACUGCUGGCUAGGGAUGGGAAUCGAAAUCCGAUUCCAAUUCGGAACCGGUUCCGAGUGUUUCGAGGCCUCGACAUCACAAUGAAAAAGCCUUAACGAUCCCUUUAACGAUUCCUAAAGACGCUUAUUGCGUCGUGACGUGUGUUGUUGUCCAGACGCAUCAAACUAGCAUGGCGCCAAGAACCACUCGCUCCAAAGUUGGACUACACUUCACCAGGAAAGAGUGUGAAAAUGAAAGGUUACGACGGGGUAAGCACGAGCAUUGCAGCCAUAAACAUAACAAUGACAGGACGUAGGUUCAAACGCUCGAAAGUGUGUCUUCACUUCACGAGGAAAAAUUACAACAAAGCGACUUGCAGUCAUUGCAAGGUGGAGAUAACUGCAUCGGGAGGGAAUAGACUGCACUGUCCUCACCGAGACAGCUAUACAGCUAGCUAAACUCCGAAAUGACGAUACAGAAGACGUUGGUAUAAUUUGCUGACUUUAUUCAGAGUUAAACUAAAAAUAGAAAUGAAACAAAUCAAUUUCGUCCCCAAUAACAAACAGGUUUGCAUCAACGUAAAUCAGCGAUGAUUAGCUGCUAAUAACAGUAUGGUUAGCAUUCGUUCGCUAGCAUUAGCACAUCGUUCAAACCACUACGCAACUGGAUUUAAGUGUCCGAUCGCGAGUGGAAACACAACAACAACAACACAAAAGAUUAUACAUACAGGCGUUGCCUCUGUAGAUAUUAACAUUAACAAAGAACGUAGGCUCGUAGAAGUGUUUCCUAGUGUUGUAUCGGUCGCGAACGAUUCGUUCUUUUUGAACGAAUUGUUUUGGUGAACGAGACCGAACUAAUCAUCAUCUGCACUGAUUCGUUCUAUGAAGGUGGUGCUUGUUCGCUGCGUGGGAGGGCGUUGAGCAAGCGGCAGCGUCUUCUGACAUCGCAAACGACCAAUCAGACGCCAGCCUCAUCGCGGGCAGGGGAGGGACCGGAAACAGAAUCAUGGCGUUUGUCACUCACGUCCACGUGUGGCCAAUAAGCAGCCAGCGUGCAGGCAGAGGGGCAAGACUGAGUUUUGUCACUUCCCGUUCAGUGACUCGGUCCUCCGGUUCCUGACCUAGCUUGCUGCUAACUUGAUUUUCCAGUAAUGACUAUGCGGUGAAUGAAUCAGAAAAUGAAAGGAAAUGACUUUGUCACAUAUUUGUUAACGUGGAGCCUAUCAAAUGCUGCUCAAACAGACAAAAACACCACACAAAUCUAGCGAGCAUUGUUUAGAGUAGUACUUUUCUCAACAAACUCGUGACUGCCUAUGACGACAUACUAUCAAAUUUACAGUAAUUUAAAACACGGGUAGCUACGAGGCAAGCAAAAGCUGAGCUGCGGUCGCGUGACGGCAGUGAAGCGGGCAGAGAACUGUCACUAUAUGGAGGCUUCAUGGCAGCGAUAUUUACCUCAUAUGUGCACAGAAAAAAAUAUUUAGUAUGAGCACCAUAAUACUGAUUUGCAAUGAAACUGUAUAUACAUGUCAAUUUUUUCCCGAGUGUUUUUUUUUUUUUUUUUCGUGUCAGCGUGUCGGGUGUUGGUUGGUUAGACAAAUUAUGUCAAUCCGUCCAUCAUGUGCUACUCAAGCGCCCAAAACAACGCACGCAGACACGGGAGAUGUCGCAAUAUGUCUACAUUUUUCUUAACAGACUAAUGAGAGUAGAAAGGCGACAUCGUAAAGAGCUAACAAUUAUUUCUCGUCAGCAUUUGACGAUCUGAGAUGCGGGGACGACAGGGGAGCUGACAGGAUUAUUUUAUUUAUUAAUACCAGUCCAAAAAAACAAUAUGAUCACCAUAAUACUGAUUUGCAAUGAAACUGUAUAUACAUGUAAUUUUUUUCCGAGUGUUUUUUUUUUUUUUCUUCGUGUCAGGUGUUGGUUGGUUUGACAAAUUAUGUCAAUCCGUCCAUCAUGUGCUACUCAAACGCCCAAAAACAAAGCACGCGGACACGGGAGAUGUCGCAAUAUGUCUACAUUUUUCUUAACAGACUAAUGAGAGUAGAAAGGCGACAUCGUAAAGAGCAAACAAUUAUUUCUCGUCAGCAUUUGACGAUCUGAGAUGCGGGGACGACAGGGGAGCUGACCGGAUUAUUUUAUUUAUUAAUACCAGUGCAAAAAUUCAACACGAUCAUCUUAAUACUAAAAAACAAAAAUACAACAGAGCGAGAUGUAAAUAUGAUGUGUUGGUCGUUCCAUAUUCAGAAAUUAAACUUUCGAUGUAUUUUUAUUUUCGUGACAGCAAACAUGCUGUAUAUGUGAUUGUAUGUGUGAUCAAGAACCUGCUAAAGAAAGUCCGUGCGCCCCCGCCCCCUACUCCCCUCACAAAAGGAAAAUGUUUAACCGUGUCCUAAAUCGAAAUGCAAGCACGAGCCAUGACUUUGAGCCCAUAGAACUAGGACAGACGACGCGGAAGUUCUCCCUCGCUUUUGCAGCAGCAGGAGGGAGACGAGGCUGUCUGUGAAAGCAGAAUGAUACCGCCUGUCACUCAUUUCUGAAACUACGACGAGUGGUCAAUGUGGAAGAGAGGGAGGGACCAAGCAAUGUCACUUCCCGUUCAGUUAUACUGCGAAACGGUCUUUGGUGAUUCGUUCGGCAACGUCACUUCCCGUUCAGUAACCGAACGAUUCGUUUGGGCGGGGAGGGAGAUGAGGGGGGCGAACGAUUCGUUGAACGAUUUGUUUGAACGAAUCUUUUUACUGAACGAACCGGAAUGGAUUCGUUUGCUCAAGUGAACGACAAAUCUCGUCACUAGUGUUUCCCUCUCUCACUUCGCACGCUCACUCGCUUGGAUGCGGCAUUUCUUCGGGUGCCAAAACUGCGGCCCGCGGCCAAAAUACGGCCCGCCUCCACAUUUGGUCCGGCCAUUUUGAAUUUUUUUUUUUUCUCAAUCGUGUUAUUUAUUUCCUGGCCUUUUUCCUUGAAGAAUUCAGAGCGGGUUAUUUGGUUAUUAUCUAUUUAAUAAAUAGUGUUUUUAUUAUUAAUUAUUAUUAUUAUAUUAUUAUUUUUAUUUUAUUUACUUUAAUUCCGUGAAGAAUCCAGAAAGGGUUAUUUGAUUGUGGCUUUCUGAAAAACAAUAUUUUUUUACAUUUAUGCACUUCUGCAAUCGUCACACUUUUUUUGUUACAAACUGACCCCGGCCCCUCAUCAGAGAAGGGAAAAGUUAUGUGGCCCUCACAGGAAAAAGUUUGGGGACCCCUGCUUUAACACAUAUUGCCAAACGCAGAACAACCACCUAUCUGCCAAUAUAUAUACCAAUAUUUUUUAUUUCUAUUAGAUAAAUGUUUCAGUAAAAUGUUACACAUUCUUGUGUAUUUGCCACUUAUUGCCACAGUUAACAUUGAGGCUUUGGGCCUCUUUUGAUCUCGUUGUGAGUUUGUAAGGUUGUGAGUUCUGAUUAAACAAACUCGAUGCCAAUCAAAACGUUUGUUGUUCUUUUUCCCCAAAUUAGAAUCGAUAAGAGAAUCGAUAAAGAAUCGAAUCGUGAAGCAAUAUCGAUAAUGGAAUCGGAAUCGUAAAAAUCCUAUCAAUUCCCAUCCCUACUGCUGGCAAUUGUAUUCAUCCAUUUAUUUGUACUGGAAGGGGCUGUCCAAAUGGAUUGGACUCUAGAGCAUCAUCAAUGGCAGCCAGUGAGUUCAAUAAGUACCCUUUAAAGGGUUAACUUAUGUUUUUCACAAAUUUAAAAGAAAAUGGUAUACGUACACCUAAAAUAGUUUUGCUCAUUUUGACAUCUGUGGUUUAAAUUUGAUCAUUUUCACUUUUUUGUGCAAUAUGUUGUUGUGUAUGAGAACAUUAAAACCCUUACUUGAAAUAAACGUUUUUAAAAAUCAUCUAAAAAUUCAAAAUGAACUUGAAUCAAUACACUGGAAACGUUUCAUUUGGUUGACUUGAUUGAAAUGCAGGAAAGUCAGGAGGUCGAGUCUCCAAUACAAUGAAAAGAAUUACAAUGCCAAGUAACACGACUCUGAUUAUAUGUUUUUUUAAAAAUAAAUGAUAAGCAGUAUAUGAGUUCUUUUAACCAAAUAUGUUUUACUUGAGUGCAUUUAAUGGAUGACCCCUUUUUCUUUAACUUGAGUCAUAUUAUUAGGAAGUAAUGCUCAUUCUUGGGUACAAUUUUCGGCUUCCCUACCCAACUUUGGAAAAGUAACAAACGACUGGUGUAUGCCAAAGUAGCAAGAGUAGCAUAUUUUCUUCACACAUCUAUUCCAGUGAAAUGUUUGGUGUGGUGAAACUACUGUUAAAAGUACUUUUUUUCCCCUCCAAAUUUCAAUGUCCCGAAAAAAAAUAUAUGCAUCACUAGCCGCCUCAUUGACGUCGCCGGAUGAGCCCUUUCAGUGCAAAGGGUUGGGUCUCCUCUAAUGUCCCAACAGGAUGGAUAGGAAAAGAAAACAUCAUUUUUCAAAAUAUUUGUUCGUCAAUGGCAGCAAAUGCGUUCACAGAGACAAUAUUGGAGUGGAAAAAAUUGGUAGCAACCUGUUGGUUUCUUUUUUAUUAUUAUUAAUUAAUUAAAAAAUAUAUGCAAAUAACAAAAAAACAAAGAAAACGCAACAACAGAUCUCAAAAAUAAUAAAUUCAUUCACUCCCAAAGAUGUUUUAUAGAACACUUAGGUUCGCGUUCAAAAGUGUAUCCAAAAAAUACUUGCUGUUUUUCAACUGCUCAUAACUAAAGAAUGGUAACGAGGAGGAAAAAAUGAUUUUCAUGAUUCAAGAUUGCAAUCCAAUUGUUUUUUUUUGGGGUUUGUGUAGCCAUCAAACACAAUAUUCUGUGGUGCUUGACAGAUCAGUUCAAAUCAAUGUAAAUGAACAAAAGGAAAUGGCUUCUAAAGAAUGGAUUGGAGUGAAUUUUUGUCCACAAACUGAGUAGUUUUUCUCCAGUGUCUUCCAGUCAAUAUGCAUUGGACUUCUAGCGCCAUCACUGGCAGCCAAUGAGUUAAAUUUAGGGAGGGAAUCACAAUUCAUGCAUUAAAGGUUAAUUUUUUUAAAUUUUUUUUUUACAAGAAAACUGUCAUUUAUUUGAAAUAUCAGCUAAAUGGGUCACUUUAAUAUACAGGUAUGAAAUUGGGAAGGGGGUAAAAAAGGUGUGAAGGGUGUGGAGGAAAUAUGUUCUGGUACACCGUACAACUAGGUCCAUCCCAAACGACUGAUUUUC